Messenger RNA from Scleropages formosus (Asian bonytongue), 1939 nucleotides. RefSeq names its product ATP synthase subunit beta, mitochondrial-like. Gene Ontology annotation, biological process: proton transmembrane transport; proton motive force-driven mitochondrial ATP synthesis. The record is from RefSeq and is a predicted model, not a curated record. The transcript is spliced from 10 exons. The coding region runs from base 20 to 1585 and encodes 521 amino acids. Gene Ontology annotation, molecular function: ATP binding; proton-transporting ATP synthase activity, rotational mechanism; ATP hydrolysis activity. Gene Ontology annotation, cellular component: proton-transporting ATP synthase complex. Lineage: Eukaryota; Metazoa; Chordata; Actinopteri; Osteoglossiformes; Osteoglossidae.
ACCUUCAGCCAUUUUGAAGAUGUUGGGUGCUGUCGGACGCUGUUGCACUGGGGCGCUGCAGGCGCUGAAGCCUGGUGUAAACCCAUUGAAAGUCUUUAGUGGAACUCCGGCUGCUCUUUAUUCCUGCAGGAACUAUGCUGCUGCCGCUGCUCCAUCAGCUAAGCCUGCAGCUGCCAACGGCCGCAUUGUUGCGGUCAUCGGCGCUGUUGUGGAUGUACAGUUUGAUGAGGGUCUCCCACCUAUCCUUAAUGCACUGGAAGUUGCUGGCCGUGAGACCAGACUGGUGCUGGAGGUUGCACAGCAUCUUGGGGAGAACACAGUGCGUACUAUUGCCAUGGAUGGUACUGAAGGUCUGGUGCGUGGGCAGAAAGUCAUUGAUACAGGUGCCCCCAUCAGAAUUCCUGUUGGCCCAGAGACCCUGGGUAGGAUCAUGAAUGUCAUUGGGGAACCUAUUGAUGAAAGAGGACCAAUCACAACCAAACUGACUGCUGCAAUCCAUGCUGAAGCCCCUGAGUUCACAGACAUGAGCGUGGAGCAAGAAAUUCUGGUGACUGGUAUCAAGGUGGUGGACUUGCUUGCUCCUUAUGCAAAGGGUGGCAAGAUUGGUUUGUUUGGUGGUGCUGGUGUGGGCAAGACUGUACUUAUCAUGGAGCUGAUCAACAAUGUUGCCAAAGCCCAUGGUGGAUACUCAGUGUUUGCUGGAGUGGGCGAGCGUACCCGUGAGGGAAAUGACUUGUAUCAUGAAAUGAUCGAGUCUGGUGUCAUCAACCUGAAGGACAACACUUCUAAGGUAGCACUGGUGUAUGGUCAAAUGAAUGAGCCCCCAGGUGCCCGUGCUAGAGUUGCUUUGACUGGUCUUACUGUUGCUGAGUAUUUCCGAGAUCAAGAAGGACAAGAUGUGCUGCUGUUUAUUGACAACAUCUUCAGGUUCACCCAAGCUGGGUCAGAGGUGUCUGCCCUGUUGGGUCGUAUUCCCUCUGCUGUGGGCUACCAGCCUACUCUUGCUACUGACAUGGGUACCAUGCAGGAGAGAAUCACCACCACCAAGAAGGGUUCCAUCACUUCAGUGCAGGCUAUCUAUGUACCUGCUGAUGACUUGACUGACCCUGCUCCAGCCACCACAUUUGCCCACUUGGAUGCCACCACUGUGCUCUCUCGUGCUAUUGCGGAGCUUGGCAUCUACCCUGCUGUGGAUCCACUGGAUUCCACCUCCCGCAUAAUGGACCCUAACAUUGUUGGCGCUGAGCACUAUGAUGUUGCUCGUGGUGUACAGAAGAUCCUCCAAGAUUACAAAUCUCUUCAGGAUAUUAUUGCUAUCCUGGGUAUGGAUGAGCUUUCUGAGGAGGACAAAUUGACUGUUGCCCGUGCUCGUAAGAUCCAACGUUUCCUUUCCCAGCCAUUCCAGGUGGCUGAAGUGUUCACUGGUCACUUGGGCAAACUGGUCCCACUCAAAGAUACCAUAAAAGGGUUCAAGAGCAUCCUAGGAGGUGAAUAUGAUGCGCUUCCUGAACAGGCUUUUUACAUGGUUGGUCCCAUAGAAGAAGUUGUCCAGAAGGCUGAGAAACUGGCUGAAGAGCAUUCAUAACUUUUUGAUGUGAAGGGAAGGUUUUAUGAUCAGAGCACUUGGUUUAUAAUCAAAACCAUCAGUCUUGUCAUGUUCUAUUGAAUGUUCCCAUUUUCAUGGGAAUAUGGAUGGAAUGCAAAAUAAAGUGAUCCUUCUCUGAAUUAAAGAUGUUUUGUGAACAUGUGCUCAGGCAUUUUACCUUUCAUAGCUCAAAGUUAGGUCUUUGAAAUUGCCAUCUGCUAAUAUGUGAGCACAAGUGUAAUGAAUACUUCAGAAAUAUUUUAGAGCAUUGACUGCAGACUGUAAUCAAUAUUUGGAAGCUGGUGAAUUGUUCCUGUGGAAUUCAGAGUGAAAAUACAUCUUACCUCACCUCUC